This is a messenger RNA of Solanum verrucosum, 579 nucleotides long. RefSeq names its product psbQ-like protein 3, chloroplastic. Gene Ontology annotation, cellular component: extrinsic component of membrane; photosystem II; photosystem II oxygen evolving complex. The record is from RefSeq and is a predicted model, not a curated record. Gene Ontology annotation, biological process: photosynthesis; photosynthetic electron transport chain. Gene Ontology annotation, molecular function: calcium ion binding. Lineage: Eukaryota; Viridiplantae; Streptophyta; Magnoliopsida; Solanales; Solanaceae.
UUCAAUCUUGAAAAAAUAAACAAUCAAAAACACCAUAUCUUAAAAAAAAAAUGUCACUACUACCUUUAGUUCAAAAACCAUUAACCCCUUUUCCUUCUUCCAAUUUUUCUAACAAACCAAAACACAAAACCCAAAUGUCCCUCAAUUUCACCAGAAGAACAACUCUAAUUCUUUGCCCAACAAUUUCAAUCACCCUUCUAAGUGAACAACAAAAUGCCAAUGCAUUUGAUUUUAGAAUCACAGUUCCAGACCAAACACUUGAAGAAGCAGAGGAUGGAAUUCAAAAUCAUGCCAAUAAUUUAUUACAAGUCAAAGAAUUAUUUGAGGGAGAAUCUUGGAAAGAAGGUCAAAAAGCAUUGAGAAAAAACUCAGCUUUAUUGAAACAAGAUAUGUAUACUAUAAUUCAAGCUAAACCAGGUAAACAAAGACCUGAAUUGAGGAAAAUGUAUUCAAUUUUGUUCAAUUAUGUUACAACAAUGGAUUUUGCAGCUAGGGAUAAGGAUGUGCCACGUGUAUGGGAAUGUUAUGAUAAUAUUGUCAUAGCUCUUAACAAUCUUAUGUCAAGAUUAUUAUAGUUAG